AUGUCGACAGGCGAUACCCGAGACCUGGACUCCAGGGAAGUUACGGUGGCAUCUUUGUGGGUUGGUACGAAUGAUGUGUACUGGAGCUUGCACCAGAACCCGAUGGAGGCUGUGGAUUUCGUUGCCAUCGCCGAUCGGACCGUCAGGCUGGUGGAGGACGUACUCGAAAAAGGUUUCGACACGGUUUUGGUAGGCCGGAUUAUUGAUCCAGCCUAUAUGCCGGGUUUCCAGUACUUUCGGCUGAGUGCAGACCAAUUCCGCGCCUUAGAAGCAGGAUAUAGUGAAUAUGUCGUCCAGUUGGAGGCGGGUCUCGAGCGAGUGCGGAAGAGACGUGAACAGAGGCCACAGAACGAAGUUCUGUACUGGAACCCACAACUCAUCAUGGAGCAGCACCUCUCUAGGACACCAGCGGACGAACUCGGUCCAGACCAACACCCGCAGGAAGCGGCCGAAAUGAAUACAAUCAUCUGCACACGUGCGGAGUGCUUGUUUGUAGCUGAUGGAUUCCACCCCAAGUCAUCCACACAAAGUUUGUUUGGUCGGCAUGUGAGUAUGAUGCUGCAGAAACACAUGAUGUCCUGCGAUAAAGCUUGA
Molecule: messenger RNA, 594 nt
Organism: Sphaeroforma arctica JP610
Lineage: Eukaryota; Ichthyosporea; Ichthyophonida
Exons: 3
Coding region: 1-594 (197 amino acids)
Source: RefSeq, a predicted model, not a curated record